AUGUUCAUCUCUGAGUGGCACGACGGCGCCUGGGGCAAGGGCGAGCUGAAGCCCUACGGGCCGCUGCCGAUGAUGCCCAGCGCUCAGGUCCUUAACUAUGGGCAGGCGGCGUUUGAGGGCAUGAAGGCGCAGCGGUCGGCCAAGGACCGCAUCGUGCUCUUCAGCGCCGCCCGGGUGGUGUGA
Molecule: messenger RNA, 183 nt
Organism: Monoraphidium neglectum
Lineage: Eukaryota; Viridiplantae; Chlorophyta; Chlorophyceae; Sphaeropleales; Selenastraceae
Product: branched-chain amino acid aminotransferase
Exons: 3
Coding region: 1-183 (60 amino acids)
Biological process (GO): branched-chain amino acid metabolic process
Molecular function (GO): branched-chain-amino-acid:2-oxoglutarate transaminase activity
Source: RefSeq, a predicted model, not a curated record